Molecule: messenger RNA, 374 nt
Organism: Jaculus jaculus (lesser Egyptian jerboa)
Lineage: Eukaryota; Metazoa; Chordata; Mammalia; Rodentia; Dipodidae
Product: tumor necrosis factor receptor superfamily member 11A-like
Exons: 2
Coding region: 3-374 (123 amino acids)
Biological process (GO): ossification; response to interleukin-1; multinuclear osteoclast differentiation
Cellular component (GO): external side of plasma membrane
Molecular function (GO): tumor necrosis factor receptor activity; cytokine binding
Source: RefSeq, a predicted model, not a curated record
ACAUGCGCGCUUCUGAUAUGAAAUGGAGAAUGCAAAUUUUAAGGAAUGGGUGCUUUGAGCAAGGGAACGUGACCGGGAACAGCAACUCCACGUUCAUUUCCAGCGGGCAGGUGAUGAACUUCAAGGGCGACAUCAUCGUGGUCUACGUCAGCCAGACCUCGCAGGAGGGCGCCCCGGGCGCCGCGGCGCCGGAGCCCGAGCCCGAGCCCGAGCCCGAGCCCGCGGGCCGCCCGGUGCAGGAGCAGACGCUGGCCCGCAGGGACUCCUUCGCGGGCAACGGGCCGCGCUUCCCCGCCACGCCGGCCGAGGGCGCGCCGGAGCCCCGCGGCAAGGCCUCCCGGCCCGUGCAGGAGCAGGGCGCCGCCGGGCCUUGA